GUCAAUGGUUUUUUGUUGUUUACAUUUUGCUUUAGCAUUUUCUACAAAUUUUAGCUAAUCUAAUGAGAUUUUGAUCUUUAGGAUACAUGGAUAUUAGUAAAUAAAUUGAUAAACAAGUGCUUAAAAGUCGAACAUAUGAAAAUCAUGCCAGUUGAACUUAACAGUCUUACGGAAGGAUGGCUGGAGCUCGAAAGUGAUCCCGGCUUAUUUACAUUAUUACUAGAAGAUUUCGGUGUUAAAGGUGUUCAAGUGGAAGAAAUAUAUGAUCUACAUAAGCCGCUAGAAAGCCCCGUGUACGGCUUUAUAUUUUUGUUCCGGUGGAUAGAAGAGAGACGCUCGCGUAGAAAAUUUGUCGAGCAGACUGAAAGCUUUGUUCGCGAUGAGGAGACAAUCAACAAUAUAUUCUUUGCACAACAAAUGGUGCCUAAUAGUUGUGCAACGCAUGCUUUACUAUCUAUAUUAUUGAAUUGCCCAAACUUGCAUUUAGGUGAAACAUUAAGUAGACUGAAGCAUCACACAAUUGGCAUGAAUCCUGAAAACAAAGGCUGGGCCAUUGGAAAUACACCAGAACUGGCAUGUGCUCAUAACUCCCAUGCAAUACCACAAGCUCGCAAGAAGACUGAUAAGAAUAUUGGUCUUUCAACAGGGAGAUUUACAGGUGAAGCUUACCAUUUUGUCAGUUUUGUGCCCAUAAAUGGUCAUCUAUUUGAACUAGAUGGUCUAAAGCCAUACCCAACAGACCAUGGGCCAUGGGCACUUGAUGAGGAUUGGACAGAAAAGUUCAGAAGAGUCAUGGUAGAAAGAUUGGGCAGAGAUGCUGGUGAACAGGUGCAUGAUAUAAGGUUCAAUUUGAUGGCAGUGGUUCCUGAUCGAAGACUUGCAUUGACACAAAAACUUAACGCCUUGGAAGUAAAUCAGAAGAGGGUCAAAGAAGCUAUAUCAAAAAUUAACAAACAUCUCCGUCAUUUACUUGGAAAGAAUAGAGAUAGUGAUGAAAUUAUACAAAAUGAGGGCAUGGAUGCUAGUAACGAAAAUUCUAUACAAAUUUCCGAAGAUGCAAUCCUUAAUGCACUGGAUGCUUCGGAAGUUGAGACAAUGGAUAUGGAUUAUACACAACCAAUAACUAUAGAACUUGGCCUUUUGGAUAGUACACAAGAAAGCAUUAUAUUAGCCCAACCAGCUGAACAAGGAAUAGCUACAAAGUUCGUAACUGUGGAUAAGGCGAAUCAAAUAUUUUCAGAGCUUCACCCAACACCAACUACAGUGCUCAUCAAAAGUAAUGACAUGAUUGUUCUCCUGUGUACUGAAGUAGCCCCGGAGCAGCCGUACAGAAUGAGGAAAUUGUUCUUUUCACUGCUUGAACUGAACUUGCUUAUGACAAAAGUCAUUGCAGAAAUACAGUCAUGUCAGCAGGCUCUGAAUGACGAGAAUGAUAAGAGGGACAUGUACAAAGUGGACGAGUGUCGUCGGACGCACAAUUACGACGAGUUCAUAUGCACGUUCCUCUCGAUGCUGGCGGAGCGGGGUGCGCUGGCGGAACUGGUGUCCGCUCAGCUCGAGCGGGGGCGGGAGCGCGCGCGCCGCCGCCGGCCGCGCCCGCACGCGAGACCACGCCCCCGCCCCAGGCCACGCCCCCGAGCCCGCAAAACGUAGAAUAAAAUAUGUGCGGUAAGAAAA
Molecule: messenger RNA, 1677 nt
Organism: Aricia agestis (brown argus)
Lineage: Eukaryota; Metazoa; Arthropoda; Insecta; Lepidoptera; Lycaenidae
Gene: calypso
Product: ubiquitin carboxyl-terminal hydrolase calypso
Exons: 8
Coding region: 136-1653 (505 amino acids)
Biological process (GO): ubiquitin-dependent protein catabolic process; protein deubiquitination
Cellular component (GO): cytoplasm
Molecular function (GO): cysteine-type deubiquitinase activity
Source: RefSeq, a predicted model, not a curated record